UCAUAUAUGUACUAUACAUUAUACAUACAAACACUCACAACAACCCCACAUAAACCCUAAACACACAUGCCCUCCACCAUCACUACAUACUUUUCAACUCCACAAGAAGAAAAAACACUCCAUUUUCGCCAAGAAAGAUGAUAACCUCAACCGAUUUCUACCACGUGAUGACCGCGGUGGUGCCGCUCUACGUGGCGAUGAUCCUCGCCUACGGCUCCGUAAAAUGGUGGAAGAUCUUCACGCCGACGCAAUGCUCCGGCAUCAACCGGUUUGUGGCAAUGUUCGCGGUGCCGCUCCUCUCGUUCCACUUCAUAGCCGGCAACAACCCGUACACAAUGAACGUACGCUUCAUCGCGGCCGACACCCUCCAGAAGCUCAUAGUCCUCGCGGCACUCGCCGUGUGGGCCAACUUCACCAAGAGGGGCUGUUUGGAAUGGACGAUAACCUUCUUCUCGCUAUCCACGCUCCCAAACACCCUCGUUAUGGGAAUCCCGUUAUUGAAGGGGAUGUACGGCGACUUCUCCGGCGGGCUGAUGGUCCAGAUCGUCGUUCUCCAGUGCAUCGUCUGGUACACGUUGAUGCUGUUCUUGUUCGAGUUCAGAGGCGCCCGGUUGCUCAUCUCCGAGCAGUUUCCCGACGACACCGCCGGAGCUAUAGCGUCCAUCACCGUCGACUCCGACGUGACGUCGCUCGACGGGCGGCAGAUGCUGGAGACGGCGGCGGAGGUUAUGGAGGACGGGAAGCUCCACGUCACCGUCAGGAAAUCCAGCGCCUCGAAAUCCGACGUGUUCUCGAGAAAGUCCGUCGGCGGGUUUCCCUCCGGCGCGACGCCCCGGCCGUCGAAUCUGACGAACGCCGAGAUUUAUUCUUUACAGUCGUCGAGGAAUCCGACGCCGAGAGGGUCGAGCUUCAACCACUCCGAUUUCUACUCGGCCGGCGGCGGGAGAAACUCAAACUUCGGAGCUAACGACGUUUACGGGCUGUCCGGUUCGAGGCCGUCGAACUUCUUCGAGGAGGAGGCGGCGGCGGCGAAUAAGUCUAGAUUCUUCCAUGGGAAUGGGACAAACUACCCGGCGCCGAACCCCGGGAUGUUUUCACCUUCAAAAAUGGCGGGAAAUAAAAAGGAAAGUGGCGGGAAAGAUGUUCAUAUGUUCGUAUGGAGCACGAGUGCUUCUCCUGUUUCGGAUGUGUUUGGCGGUGGUGUUUCUCCUGCCAAAGUGGAGGGACAAGGAGAAAAUAAUAAGGAAGAGGAAUGUGUAGAGAGAGAAGAUUUGAGUUUUAGAAAUAACAGAGAAGAUCAAGAAGGAGGAGGAGAGAGAGAGGGAGAGAAGAGAGAGAAAGUGAAUAUGCCACCAACAAGUGUGAUGACUAGGCUUAUUUUGAUCAUGGUUUGGCGGAAACUCAUCAGAAAUCCCAACACUUAUUCCAGCUUAAUUGGUCUCAUUUGGUCUCUUGUUUCUUUCAGGUGGAAUGUAGAGAUGCCUGCUAUAAUAGCAAAGUCGAUAUCUAUACUGUCUGAUGCAGGGCUUGGGAUGGCCAUGUUUAGUCUUGGUCUGUUCAUGGCAUUGCAACCGAGGAUAAUAGCAUGUGGUAAUUCAGUGGCGACUUUUGCUAUGGCUGUCAGAUUUCUUACAGGACCAGCUGUCAUGGCCGCUGCUUCUAUUGCCGUUGGCCUACGUGGCGUUCUUCUCCGCGUCGCCAUUGUUCAGGCUGCUCUGCCGCAAGGAAUUGUCCCCUUUGUUUUUGCCAAGGAGUACAAUGUACACCCUGAUAUUCUCAGCACAGGUGUAAUAUUCGGAAUGUUGAUCGCGUUGCCGAUAACACUGGUGUACUACAUUUUGCUGGGGCUAUGAAGCUGCGAUUCGAGGAUUUUGUUCCGGACACGGCUAUGUAGGUUUAAAAUUAGCUAGGGCGUCAAUUAUUUGGACACGACAAAAUAUUUUUAAUUAGUACCAGAAUUAAAAAGAAGGGAGCGAGCUUAUUUAGUAUCAAUCAUUAUGUUAUUAUUCCGUUGUACGUUUUUUUUAUGUUACGUAGUUGUAAAAUCAUAUGAUCUUAUAUUUUAUCGAAGAAUUAAUGGUUAGAUGAAGAAAUAGAGACUCGAAUAUCUCCAUUUUGUUGUCGUAAUUGAAGUGAAUUACAUGUUAUAUAG
Erythranthe guttata (spotted monkey flower) is the source of this 2152-nucleotide messenger RNA. Its product is annotated as putative auxin efflux carrier component 1c. Gene Ontology annotation, molecular function: auxin efflux transmembrane transporter activity. Gene Ontology annotation, biological process: auxin export across the plasma membrane; auxin polar transport. The record is from RefSeq and is a predicted model, not a curated record. Gene Ontology annotation, cellular component: plasma membrane; endoplasmic reticulum. NCBI's taxonomy places the organism in Eukaryota, Viridiplantae, Streptophyta, Magnoliopsida, Lamiales, Phrymaceae.